Gamsiella multidivaricata is the source of this 1032-nucleotide messenger RNA. RefSeq lists its product as uncharacterized. Gene Ontology annotation, molecular function: alcohol dehydrogenase (NADP+) activity; zinc ion binding. The record is from RefSeq and is a predicted model, not a curated record. The coding region runs from base 1 to 1032 and encodes 343 amino acids. The transcript is spliced from 5 exons. Gene Ontology annotation, biological process: alcohol metabolic process. NCBI's taxonomy places the organism in Eukaryota, Fungi, Mortierellomycota, Mortierellomycetes, Mortierellales, Mortierellaceae.
AUGACCCUCCCUACCGACGCUCCUGCAUCGACCUACACUGUCUUCGCCUCGGGCCCAGAAGGCGGAUUCUUUGUCGAGAAGACACUUGAACUGCCAACACUUGGCAGGAACGAUGUCGCGAUAUCGAUCAUCUGCUGCAGUGUUUGCUACACCGACACCAUGAUUGCUACCCAGGCAGAGGGUCAAAUCGCUGGCCAUGAGUGCAUUGGCCGCGUCGACUUCAAGGGCGAGGAUGUGACCAAUAUUGAAAUCGGAGACAUUGUUGGUUUGGGCUACAUCCGCUCUACUUGCCUUCAGUGCUCCUUCUGCCUCAGCGGACAGGAGCAUAUGUGCCCGAAAAUAAAGACUUUUGUGGACGGCAUCGGCGGAUUCGCCAAUGCGUCUAUCUGGGAUUCGAGAUUCGUUUACAAGAUUCCCGAAUCGAUCGAGCCACGACACGCGGGGCCGCUGACUUGUGCUGGUGCGUCGGUCUUUGGUGCGCUCUAUGGCUAUAAUGUCAGUCCGACCUCGACCGUGGGUGUGGUCGGAUUAGGCGGUUUGGGACACCUGGCUAUCAAGUUUUCAAAGGCGUGGGGUUGCAAGGUUGUUGCAAUAUCGUCGACCCGUGAAAAGGAGCAAGAUGCGUACGCUUUUGGUGCUCACGAAUUCAUUUACACAAAGGACCCUAUUACGACCUCGACCAAGAUGGACUACAUCAUCAACACAGUGGCAGGAGAUCUUCCCUGGGGUGUCUUUGUGAAUCUUCUAGAGUCAAAUGGAACUCUGAUCAACAUGGGUGUUUGCCCAAAGGAUACUAUGGAGAUUCCUUACAUCCCAGUUCUAUUCAAACAGUUAAGGGUCGUGGGUUCGCUUGUCGCGCCCCGCCAUGUGGUGAAGAAGAUGUUCGACUUUGCCGCAUUACACAAUAUCAGGCCUGAGAUCGAGGAACUUGAGAUGAGUACCAAGGGCUGUCGCGAAGCAUGCCGACGUGUCAUCGAGCAGCGGGCACGAUACCGCGUGGUUCUCAACGUUCCUGAGCGAUUGGCCCUCUAA